Lycium barbarum (goji berry) is the source of this 594-nucleotide messenger RNA. RefSeq lists its product as uncharacterized. The coding region runs from base 1 to 594 and encodes 197 amino acids. The record is from RefSeq and is a predicted model, not a curated record. The transcript has 2 exons. Lineage: Eukaryota; Viridiplantae; Streptophyta; Magnoliopsida; Solanales; Solanaceae.
AUGACCGCAGAUGUGGUGACCAGAUUAAUGAAUGUGUUGGAGGCAUUAGCGCCUAAUCAUGGUGGAAUUCCAGGUCCUCAGGAUACUUCACAAGCACAAGCUCAAGUUGUCCAGUCUGCAGGGCAAUCUAUGGAGUUUAAGAAUUUCAUGGAUCUUAAGACACCAGAGUUUGAUGCUUCACCUACUUCUAUUGAACCUCAGAAGUUCAUUGAUCAUUGUGAAAAGAUAUUGUCUACGUUAGGGCUGAAGGAGACUCAUGGUGUGGAAUUUACCACUUUCUUAUUCUCAGGGUCUGCAGAGUCUUGGUGGAUUUCGAUUCGGAGAGGUGGACAAGUAGGGUUACCACCUAUUACUUGGUCAGAAUUUUUAGCACUGUUUAAGGACAGGUUUAUUCCAUUAAGAAAGCAAGAUGACAUGAGACGUCAGUUCAAUAAUCUGCGGCAGGGAACUAUGACCGUUACAGAAUAUGAGGCCAAGUUUACAGAUUUAUCUAGGUAUGUACCUUAUUUGGUAGAGGAUCCGAGAGAGAAGGUGAGGCGAUUUGUGGACGGACUUGAGCAUCGCUAUUGUGGUCCUGUGGUACGAGAUGUGUGA